This is a messenger RNA of Hordeum vulgare subsp. vulgare (domesticated barley), 662 nucleotides long. RefSeq names its product MADS-box transcription factor 16-like. Gene Ontology annotation, biological process: regulation of transcription by RNA polymerase II. The record is from RefSeq and is a predicted model, not a curated record. Bases 112 to 549 code for a protein of 145 amino acids. Lineage: Eukaryota; Viridiplantae; Streptophyta; Magnoliopsida; Poales; Poaceae. Gene Ontology annotation, molecular function: protein dimerization activity; DNA-binding transcription factor activity, RNA polymerase II-specific; RNA polymerase II cis-regulatory region sequence-specific DNA binding. The transcript has 4 exons. Gene Ontology annotation, cellular component: nucleus.
GCACGCAGAUGACACGGACGGUACACAGAGCACGCUCCACAGUCGACACCAGCCAUUCUCCUCCCUCUUCUACGUACGACACCCAGCCAGCUGCAGAAGUGGCGGCGGAAGAUGGAGACGAAGCGGGUCGAGGAGGCGAGCAGGAGGCAGGCGUCCUACUCCAGGCGGCGGUCGGGGAUCAUGAACAACGCGCGGGAGCUCGCCGUUGUCUGCGACGCCCAGGUCGCCAUCGUCAUGCUCUCCGCCACCGGCAAGCACCACCACUUCUGCAGCGACGGCGCCGACAUCAAGGGGGUCCUUGACCGCUACCAGCAGGCCACCGGGACCAGCCUCUGGACCGAGCAGUAUGAGGAAAUGCAGCGCACGCUGAGCCAUCUCAAGGCCGUCAACCGGAACCUGCGCACCGAGAUCAGGCAAAGGAUGGGUGAGGAUCUGGACGCGCUGGGGUUCGGGGAGCUGCGCGGCCUUGAGCAAAGCGUCGACGCCGCUCUCGAGGUGGUUCGUCAGAGGAAGGCACGCACGCACGCACAGACUCUAGCUGCUGGUUAAUUGUUUUCUUCUUUGGCUCACUCAUCUGCUGUGUGAUCCGGCCGUGCAUUUUUCGUAUGCUAGCUCUUUGGUAGAUGUAUAUAAGCUAGUUCCACAUCUCCUGUCUAGUAGAG